Cucumis melo (muskmelon) is the source of this 1211-nucleotide messenger RNA. RefSeq names its product zinc finger protein ZAT10-like. Gene Ontology annotation, molecular function: DNA-binding transcription factor activity. The transcript has a single exon. NCBI's taxonomy places the organism in Eukaryota, Viridiplantae, Streptophyta, Magnoliopsida, Cucurbitales, Cucurbitaceae. The record is from RefSeq and is a predicted model, not a curated record. Bases 127 to 837 code for a protein of 236 amino acids. Gene Ontology annotation, biological process: response to stress.
ACUUCCUUCCUUUUUUAUUCUUCUUCUUUCUUCUUCUCUCUCUAUAAAACUCCCCACUUCCCUUUCCUUUCUUCUCCAAAUUCCCAAUUCCCAAUUCCUCUGAAUUCUCAACCUUCUCCUUCAACUAUGGCUCUCCAAGCUCUCAAUUCCCCAACCAUGGCCGUCGCCCCUCCCACCUUUCACUUCGAUGAAGUCUCCUUCCUUCAGCCACUCAAGCCCUGGGCCAAGCGCAAGCGUUCCCGCCGCCCAUCUUUCGAUGAUUCUCCCUCUGAAGAAGAGUAUCUUGCUCUCUGUCUCAUCAUGCUCGCCCGCGGCGGUGGUGGCAGCGGUAACGGCCCUCGUUCUCUGCCGGAGCCUACCAUCUCCACCAAGUCCGUCUACAAGUGCCCCCUUUGCGAUAAGGCAUUUUCCUCUUACCAAGCUCUAGGUGGUCACAAAACUAGUCACCGGAAACCCACCACCGCCGACGAUCAGUCCACGUCGCUCUCCGGUACCACGUCUAACUCCAGUGGAAAAGCUCAUGUCUGUAAUGUUUGUCACAAGUCGUUCCCCACUGGCCAGGCCUUGGGUGGCCACAAGCGCCGCCACUACGAUGGCGGUGCUAGCGCUGCCGUGAAUCACCAGAGCUACAGCGGGAUGACGUUGACAUCGUCGGAGGGAGUAGGUUCGACCCACACAGUUAGUCAUAGCCACCGAAACUUUGACCUGAACAUCCCGGCGUCGCCGGCUCUGUCGCCAAAGCUCUUCUUCCCCGGUGAUGAGGAGGUGGAAAGCCCUUUGCCGACGAAGAAGCCUCGGUUCCUCUGGCUACCGGAACCGGAGAUCUCGCUGAAUUAGAACGAUUCUUUCCCGGAUUGGGAAAAAGGGGUUGAAUCAAAAUUCAUAAUUUAGUUGAAUUUUUAUUUUUAUAAAAUUAGUUUAGGUGAUUUUUGGGAUAUAGAAAGAGGGUGAAGACAAAGACAUGGUUCGGUUUGGAACUUUGUAUCACAGAAAAAUUCAAUUAAUUCUUUUCUUUUUUUCCAAUUGGGAAGAUUCUUUGCACUCACAAUGCUUGAAUUAUGCAAGUGGAAACAGAAUUCCCAUCAUGACAAGCCCCAAACCCUACAUGUGAGUUGGAGUUGGGGGUGGGCUUAUUCAAUGUAGCAGGAAACAUAACUAACUCAAUUGGGCGAUUAUUGGAAUUUGGUAAAUUACACUUGACUGUUAAGACA